CUGGUUGCGCGAGUCCUGAUCGCGCACGAAUGUUCCGAAGCCGCCGCGAGGAAAAGUGGGGUUAGGUUGCAGCAGAGGGAGAGGAGUUUUCUCGGAGCGAAAAGAGGGGAUAGAACAUCGGUGUGGAGCAGAAGUAAACGUAUAGUUCUUUGUCCCCGACGAAGCCGUGCGAGGAAGGAGUAAGCGAGACGGCGCGAGCGGUACGUGGAGAAAGCGAGAGAGAGUUAUCCGGCGACGAGCGAGCCAGAGAGAGACAGAGUAACAGGUUAAAACGCAACAAUGUUCGACGUAUUCGGCUCGGUGAAGGGACUGUUGAAGCUCGACGCCGUGUGCAUCGACAACAACGUGUUCCGGCUCCACUACAAGGCGACGGUGAUCAUACUGAUCGCCUUCUCGUUGCUGGUCACGUCCAGACAGUACAUCGGUGACCCCAUAGAUUGCAUCGUGGACGAGAUACCUCUCCACGUGAUGGACACCUACUGCUGGAUCUACUCGACGUUCACCAUCCCGGACCGGACCGGGAUCGUGGGCAAGGACCUGGUGCAGCCGGGCGUAGCGGCCCACGUCGAGGGCGAGGACGAGGUCAAGUACCACAAGUACUACCAGUGGGUGUGCUUCACGCUCUUCUUCCAGGCGAUACUGUUCUACGUGCCACGGUACCUCUGGAAGACCUGGGAGGGGGGCCGGAUCAAGAUGCUGGUACUCGACCUGAACUGCCCGGUGAUGAGCGAGGACUGCAAGGUGGAGAGGAGGAAGCUCCUGGUCGACUACUUCGUCAGCAACCUGCACACCCAGAACUUCUACGCGUUCCGAUUCUUCCUUUGCGAGGUGCUGAACUUCGUGAACGUGGUGGGCCAGAUAUACUUCAUGGACUUCUUCCUGGACGGGGAGUUCACCACGUACGGCUCGGACGUGAUGAAGUUCACCGAGAUGGAGCCCGAGGAGAGGAUCGACCCCAUGUCGCGCGUCUUCCCCAAGGUCACCAAAUGUACGUUCCACAAGUACGGUGCGUCCGGGACGGUGCAGAAGUUCGACGGGCUGUGCGUGCUCCCGUUGAACAUCGUCAACGAGAAGAUCUACGUGUUCCUCUGGUUCUGGUUCAUCAUCCUGUCGGUGCUUAGCGGGCUGACCCUCGCCUACCGUGCCGCGGUCGUCGCCGGACCGAAGCUUCGUCUGGUGCUGCUGCGCGCCCGGUCGCGGCUCUCGCCCCAGGACCACAUCGAAACCAUCGCCGAGAAGUGCCAGAUCGGCGACUGGUUCGUCCUCUACCAGCUCGGCAAGAACAUAGACCCGCUGGUUUACAAGCAGCUCGUCUCGGACCUCGCCACCAAGCUCCAGGGAAAAGAAUCCGUCUAGUUUCUAGUUUCGUUCCUUUAUUUUCGCAUUUUUCGAUACCCUCGACCCCGCCUCUACACAUCCGGUUUCGUACAGAAAUUGCAGCCGGGUCGGAAGGGUCGGUGUCUCUUCGUUCUUACUUCGGUCGGCGCGACGGAGACGGGGAAACUUUCGGUCGAACAACUGUCGCACAACUGUCGAACGAUUUAUCUAUCUACAGGGUGUCUCGAACAUUUUGUAACACAUUGACAAGGCUGGUUCGGGAGGUGAUUUGAAACAACUUUUUCCUUGGCGAAAAUGUUGUACGAGGCUUCGUUAAGGAGAUAGCAACGAAAAACUCCGGACCAAUCAGAGCGCGAGGAGGCCGGCGGAGCGCCCGCGGCAGCGUAUGAGCGCGGCCGCCUAGCGCGUAGCCACG
This is a messenger RNA of Hylaeus volcanicus, 1753 nucleotides long. RefSeq names its product innexin inx2 (gene Inx2). Gene Ontology annotation, molecular function: gap junction channel activity. The coding region runs from base 280 to 1356 and encodes 358 amino acids. Gene Ontology annotation, cellular component: gap junction; plasma membrane. The transcript is spliced from 2 exons. Lineage: Eukaryota; Metazoa; Arthropoda; Insecta; Hymenoptera; Colletidae. Gene Ontology annotation, biological process: phototransduction. The record is from RefSeq and is a predicted model, not a curated record.